Molecule: messenger RNA, 1759 nt
Organism: Paramacrobiotus metropolitanus
Lineage: Eukaryota; Metazoa; Tardigrada; Eutardigrada; Parachela; Macrobiotidae
Product: translation initiation factor eIF-2B subunit beta-like
Biological process (GO): translational initiation
Cellular component (GO): eukaryotic translation initiation factor 2B complex
Molecular function (GO): guanyl-nucleotide exchange factor activity; translation initiation factor activity
Source: RefSeq, a predicted model, not a curated record
CGUUUUCAUAAAAUAAUUUGAUUGCUUGAUUUGGUUUUGAUACUGGAAUAAAUUUUAAAGUAUGAUGCGUUGAUCGUUUAUUCUUGAGCCAUUGUAGUUAUACAACACGUCCAUCUGCAGACUAGGAUAUUUUCGCGGUUGGCGUUGCGGAGAGUGAGUGUGUGUGGCGAAUGAUGGCCGACGCAGCGUUCGCGUAUCCAGCGUCGCUCGUGCAGCAUCCGCGACCUCCAGCCAGUUCCUCGGGAUAUGCCGCCGCGGAUGGCCCGCAGCUGGGCGAAACGCUGCAGGAAACCGUGGACAAUUUCAUCAACAAGCUGAAAUACAGUCAGCGAUACGGUUCGUACGCGACGGCUCAAGAAGCCGCGUUGAUCUUCCGGAAAAUCGUCGCCACCGUGCGCUGGAACAACGCCAGGGAGCUAAUGCACGUCAUUCGCCGCGAAGGCCGUCGCAUCAUCAAGACCUGCCCUCCGGAGACCGUCAUCGGCAACGUGGUCCGACGCACCUUGAAAAUCAUCCGGGAAGAGUACAUCAACGCCGCACAAGCGACCGCCCUGCGUAACGGCACCGCCGGCGGCGAGGGCGCGGCGGUGGUGGCGGGGGAGGCGGCCGACCGCGGCACCACGGAGGACGCCGAGUUCGGGGAAUCCCUGCACAAUCUCUUCAUUUCCGGCCACCGAAUGGACGAUUUCUCCAGCAAGAUUGACGGACUGAAGACUCAGAUUAUCGAAGCAUACAAUGAAUUCCUAUCGGAACUGGAUACCAGCGUGGACUGUAUCGCGACGCAGGCGCUGGAGCACAUCCACUCCAACGAAGUCAUCCUCACCAUCGGCAAAUCGCGGACCGUGGAGGAAUUUCUCAAGCAUGCGGCGAAGAAGCGGAAAUUCCACGUGAUCGUGGCGGAGGCGGCGCCGUUCUUCCACGGGCAUUUAAUGGCCAAACGCCUGGCCGAGCACACCCCGCCCAUCCCCACCACCAUCAUCACCGACUCGGCCGUCUUCGCCAUGAUGUCCCGCGUCAACAAGGUCAUCAUCGGCACCCACACCGUCCUCGCCAACGGCGGACUGAAGGCCGUCAGCGGUAGCCACACGAUCGCCUUGGCCGCCAAACACUAUUCCGUCCCGUUGGUGGUGUGCGCGGCCAUGUUCAAGUUGGCGCCGCAGUAUCUCUGCACGUAUGAUCAGGAUGCCUUUAAUAAAUUCGUCACGCCGGAGGAUGUGCUGAGCUAUUCCGAGGGCGAGAUCCUCUCCGCCGUCCACCUGGUCAAUCCCGUCUUCGACUACGUCCCACCCGAGCUCGUCACGCUCUUCAUCUCCAACAUCGGAGGCAAUGCGCCGUCGUACGUGUACCGGCUGCUGACGGAGCUCUACCAUCCCGACGACGAAGAACUGUGAAAACAACAGCGGACCAAACUGUCUUCCGUGAUUUUUUUCCUGACCUGUUGAACUGUCCGCAUCGUUUCGCCUUUUUCUGCAGAAUGCCUCUUCCGGUGCUGCGUGUCUUAACCAAGUUUUCUUCGUCCAUUUGCUGAGGAAGAAUAUUACAGCGCCCGCCGUGAAGCUGAUCUGUCGGUACUAAGUUUUCUUAGGUAAUUUAACGCCGAAAUAAAUUUAAGAAAAAUCCCAUAUCGCUUUAUGUGGUAUCUGUAGUGCGCAUUAUAUUUUUUACACAUUAUAUGAAGCCAUUUUUCUAACCGAAAACAAAUGUUUCGCCGCUGAGAAUGUUCAAAAAUAUAUCAGGAAUAAAUAGAAUUAAUGAAAGA